AUGCAAGAUACUGUAUUUCGUGUUGUCGGCUACAUCGCCAAGGUUUGGCAGACCAUGUACAUUGAAAAGACUGCCCGUCAGAUGACCUUGCAGACCACCAGAGCUUUUACCAGGGUCGUCAAGUAUACCGCCAAAAGGCCAUCCAAUGACUUGGAGGGUCGCAUGAGAAGCGAUCACUUGAGCAGAGCGGAGAAGCAAGCAAUCAGAUCUGCAUACUGCCGUUAG
Messenger RNA from Plenodomus lingam JN3, 225 nucleotides. Lineage: Eukaryota; Fungi; Ascomycota; Dothideomycetes; Pleosporales; Leptosphaeriaceae. The record is from RefSeq and is a predicted model, not a curated record.